Anguilla rostrata (American eel) is the source of this 7044-nucleotide messenger RNA. Its product is annotated as mitogen-activated protein kinase kinase kinase 3-like. Bases 549 to 2444 code for a protein of 631 amino acids. Gene Ontology annotation, biological process: protein phosphorylation. NCBI's taxonomy places the organism in Eukaryota, Metazoa, Chordata, Actinopteri, Anguilliformes, Anguillidae. Gene Ontology annotation, molecular function: ATP binding; protein kinase activity; protein binding. The transcript has 19 exons. The record is from RefSeq and is a predicted model, not a curated record.
UCACCAUUUCCUGGAGCUCACGUUAUUGCUGACAUCAGAACCAUUGCUUAGUUGUGGCAACGUCGAACGAAGCCGAGCGACUUGAGAAGAAAAGAAACUUUACUCGAAGCAGGACUAAUUUGCAGCUUUCACGGAAUGCUUGGUGGUCAGAUUGGAUUAUAGACAAUGUUCGGAGAAGGAUUUUAAAUGCAAAGUUUUUGCAACGCUGGAUUUAAUCGUUCUUGUAAAUUUAACACGCCUGACAACCGUAUUUCAUCCGUGUGCAGUUAUUUCAAUAUCCGGAUUUUAGUGCCACGGGGGAGGCAGGUCUUUGCCGGAGACAGCACACAUCGGUGGGAUUUUCCUUUGGCUUUCCUAUUUGAUUGACUUUUUUAAUGAGAUUUUUCAACAAUAGGCUACUUGGGAUAGUUUUUUUGUUGUUGUUUUUUUCCCAAUAAGCUAGUUUCACGUGACAUGAGCUGUCACAUCUAGCUAAACAGGGUGAGGAACCUUGCUGAGCGAGUGGUGUCCCGUUCUCCGCUCUUGGCCUCUCCCGAGAAAGGCCCCCGAUGAUGACCGUGAACAUGGGUCACAGUACUACACAGAGGACUGGCCUACUCACACACAUACAGACAGAUGACAGUGUCUCCACUGGACCUGGCCAUCACAGGAACUCGCUAGAUGAUGAAAAGGCUCUUAACUCCAUCAUGAAGGACCUGGCAGCUUUGGGUCGCUGCUGCAACUUCAGUGGCAGCAAGCCUGAAACCAAGGCCCCGCCCCUCAAACAGGACUUGCGAAUAAAGUUGGAGCACGAGAAGGAGAAAAGGAUAAUCUUAUGCCAGCGGCCCCUGAAGCACAAAGAGCUCCUUGAGAAGGUGACCAAUGCCUUUGGACAGAAGAUGGACUUGUUCUACGCUGAUAAAGAGGUCCUGCUGCCUCUUCAGUGCCAGGGGGAUCUGGACCGGGCCGUGCACACCCUGGACCGAGCCCCAGCCUCUGCCAGUCUGAGAGUCCUGGUCAAGAGUCCAAAGAACCACUUCCUGCAGGUCAGCAGCAGGGAUGAUAAGCAGUCUGAGAUGAGGUCAUCCAAAUCGCUGGGUGACCUGAAGGGUUCCCCCUACAAAGGCUCAGAGAGGGUACGCAAGCACUCCACAGGCUCUCUGCACACUGGCCGCAGUUCCCCCCCUCCUGGAAGCGUUCCGGAGGAGCAGCAGCAGAUCGCCAGGAAGGGCUCCUACACCAGUAUCCACAGUGAGGGCGAGUUCAUCCCCGAAACCCUGGACCAGAGCAUCCUGGAUCCCUUUGGGAGUGGAGACGACUCACUGUCUGACAGCUGUCAAUCACUGGAUCAGGCAUUGGACAGCCCGUCGUACUCCCAGGGCAGCCGGGACAAUAAUUACCUGAACAUCGCCUGGGAGUAUAAAGGCAUACACGGCAAAGGCGGAACGUUCCCCAGGCAGUUUCACCUGUCCAGCCACAGGAAAGAUGACGGUCGGAGGACCUUCCCACGCAGUUUCAUGCCUCAGGAGAGCCUGUUUCCGCCCGUCCCCUCCAGUCGAACCCGCAGCUACAACGGGGACAGCACCCUGCAGUACUGCGACCGGAACUUCCUGGGCUGGCCCCCCGACAAGACCUCCCCCUCCAACUCCUCUCACGCUCCUGUGAACUGGAGGCUGGGGAAGCUGCUGGGUCGUGGGGCCUUUGGAGAGGUGUUCCUGUGCUAUGACGCCGACACCGGCCGGGAGCUGGCAGUCAAACAGGUGCCCUUUGAUCCCGACUGCAAGGAGACCAGCAAGGAAGUGAACGCUCUGGAGUGUGAGAUUCAGCUGCUGAAGAAACUGAGGCAUGAGCGAAUCGUGCAGUACUACGGCUGCCUGCGUGACCCCGACAGCAGGAAGCUCUCCAUCUUCGUGGAGUUCAUGGCAGGGGGCUCGGUGAAGGAUCAGCUGAAAGCAUACGGCGCCCUGACGGAGAAAGUGACUCGGAGAUACACGCGGCAGAUCCUGCAAGGGGUCUUCUAUCUCCACAGAAACAUGAUCGUGCACAGAGACAUCAAAGGCGCUAACAUUCUGAGGGACUCCUCUGGGAACGUGAAGCUGGGCGACUUCGGUGCCAGCAAGCGCAUCCAGACCAUCUGCAUGUCCGGAACGGGGAUCAAGUCUGUCACCGGCACCCCCUACUGGAUGAGCCCGGAAGUCAUCAGCGGGGAGGGAUACGGACGGAAGGCAGAUGUCUGGAGCGUGGCCUGCACUGUGGUGGAGAUGCUGACCCAGAAGCCCCCGUGGGCGGAGUUUGAGGCUAUGGCCGCCAUCUUUAAGAUCGCCACCCAGCCCACCAAGCCCUCUCUGCCCGAGGGCGUGUCCGACUCCUGCCGGGACUUCCUGAGGUUGGUGUUCGUGCAGGAGAAGCACCGGCCCACCGCCAAGGAGCUGCUCAGCCACCCCUUCAUCCUGGGGGGCUUCUAGCCUCCACCCGCCCCCACCCCUUCCCGCACCUCCACUAGCACCGCUCUGACCUCCAGAGUCACCAGCACGUCCAUGAGAAAGCUGCCUCUGCGGGGCUCCGGCCAUCUGGCCGCGCUGUAGCUUACAGCCUCCCCCCUCUACCCCCCACCCCUCCAGCCCGUGCAGUGGGUACAGGGCGUCCCUGACGGGGAUGGGGCGUCGAUACCCCCUCACGAAAUCGAGCUGUUGUCGCAUGUUCCUUCUCAAGAGCAAGAGGGAUGAGAGGGCAUCAGCACCGCCCCAGUUGGCAGCCCCUCCCCCAGCCCAUCGAGCCUUCAGCCCAGAGCCCUGACGGCUCCAUUGUGCCACCUAGUGGCUGAAAGCUUUCAGAUGAGAUGCUUAUGCGUUUAGCUGAAAACAGUUUGCACCUUCCACUGACAAAGUGGUCCUUUUUCUUUAAUGCCUAGCAACACUGGUCAGUGUAUUGAAAUUGGCCUGAAGUAGUAAGAGCUGCCAAUCAUUCAAAAGAUGCCUUAUGCCCUGAACUCAGUAGCAGGUCAGAAAUGUCUUUGUUAAAGAAAAAAAAACAUAGGCUGAUGCCAAUCAUGUCAUAAGGAAAUGUUCUCUGCCCACACUGUAAAACUGCUCGUUUUUAAAUCGACUCUGAUUGUGUACAUGUUACCAAGAGAGUAAAUGUGAUCCCUAUUGGACUUGUACAAACUCAGAGUUGAAUUAACUCUGAACAUUUUACUGUGAAAUGAAUGGGCAUGGAAUCUAUGGGUUUACCCAUUAAUUUAGUUGUUUUAUGAUUAACAUUCAUUUCUCAUAAUUGGACUGAUGUUAAAAUGUGCCACAGUGCAUUUACUUCUUGCCAACAGAAGUGAACAUGUUUGUCUUGAGAAGGUCACACACACCUACAUUGUACUGUAUUAUAUUAAAUGAGCUCCCUGACUCAAAAAUGCACACUCGAAAAUGACCCUUAUGAAUGAAUGACAUUUUGUCCUUGCACUUUUUAUUGUAUAUUCAUAAGGAGAAAAAUAUGUAGAAUAAUCUAUUGAAAUUACGGAAAGGAAUAUUUUUGAUAAUAUAAAACUCAUUUUUUAAAUAAUUUAAUAACACAAGCUGUUUUUAUUGGUCACUGUACUGUUUACAUAGGAAUAGAAACCUCCUGUAGGUUACACGUUGUAGAUAGGGAAAAGGCAAGCAAUACUCCCAACACAGACAAUGAAGUAGGUUUCUGGAUUGGAUUAGGCUGAUCUGUAUGAGAAUAAUCGAACUUGACGCAAAUGGCCAAAGACAGUCAGUGAACUCGCUCCAGUUACGUGCUAAAGCCUGUUCAUAUUUGAAAUAUGAUCUUUAUUAAAUUGUCCCUUUGUUUGCUCCAGAAAGCAGUUGCAAAUGUACCAUAUAAUAUUGUACAAUAGUUUGCUGCAAUGUACAUGGCAAUAUGUUGUAAAUGUGUGGAAAAAUACAUUUGCAAUAUCUGAAAGUGACAAUAAUUUGUAUAUUUGCUCAUAUAUUGUGAAGUCAUGCGGUGUCUUGAAAAUACUUUUUUAAUUUUACUUCAAUAUAUUUUCAGCAUAGUGUAUUUUCACAAGGGUUUAUCAGUCUUAGGAAUUAUCUUCUCAUUUGUGCCCAAGAAAUAAUUCUCAGCUUGAACAUUUCAUUGGAUGGCUCCAGAACUUUUCACAACCCGUGGGAUGAGUGAAAUAAAAUAAUAAAAUGUCUAAAUGCAUUUAUAGAGUCAAACCAACCGUUCGCACUUUAACUAGUGAAGUGUGGGUAGCAGCUGCUGUAUUUGAUUUGCCUGGUGUGAUAACCAGUGGAAAUUAUGUUAUCAUACAGAAAUUAGUUUUUUCAAUAUGUCACCAUAGAUACCCUCCUCAAACCAUAGGCACCACUGAACUAAGCACAUAGAAUGCCAGGGGGCCCGGUUUGGAUGCUUUUGAACAGUGUUUAAAGUUACAUCUGGACAAUGCUCAGUUUGUUUAUUUCUUUGAUUGUCUGUUAACUAUGUUAAUACUCCCACUGGAUAUAUGAGCUCAGAUACGUUUGUAACAUAGUUCAUUUUCCCCUCUAAGCAACGCCAGGGACCUUUAAAAAAUGAUCACAGAUGAGUGUACGUUGGACGUGGAGAGGUGUUACACCCUAUGUAGUUCAAUUGCAUCAUUGCGUCAUUACUCGUCUAAAUAUGGAACGUGAGCAGAGCAUUUUUUUUCUGUCGUGUGACUCAUUUGCUUCCUCAAACACAACUUCUUACUUUACAAUUGUUAUAGCAAGAUCUUGUUUGGAAAAUUGUCACAGGAAAAUUCAUAUGAAAUCAAUCUUUUUUUCUUUACCAGUUUCUAUGAGCAGGUAUUUUUAGUCCAUAUUGGGUAUGUUCUUAGUCCUACCCAGUCGCUGCAGUGUCCUGCCUGUCAGAGAGGGUGGACAAGCCUGUUGUCCUCCAAGAUGCACCCUGCCAAAUUCUUUCCCAAUCUGCUGCGCCGUCUAGUCACUGCGAGGGCGCACUGCGUUGCCUGCUCGGGCAGGCACAGGCAAGCGCAGGCAGUCGCAGGCGGGCGCAGGGAGGGGCAGGCAGGGCCGUGUCUCGCGUGUUUCUCGUGCGUCUCGUGGAGAACGUUGCUUCGGGAGCCCUCCCUGCCUCGCUGUGGCCGGUGAUGCGCCGUCAACACGGUCAGGGUCGGGUGGCAAGCUUUAGAGCGCGGCGACACUGAGAACGAGUCAUGUGACAGGACACCUGAUGGCUCCUCCGUCUGAUGUUAAACUCAUUAAUCGUCAUUUACGUUAUAAUACGAUGACAAAAUAUAACUUGUUUUUGGUGUGUAGGAGCAGAUCAUUCAGAAUUGCAAAUGAACAAUAAACGAUUUUGAAACGUGAAAACGUAGAAUUGAGCAUGAAGGGUGAUGAAUAACCAGAGAUGUUUUGAUUGUGCCUUCGACGAGUCUAAUCUUGAGAGGAAUAAAUCACCACUCUUUUAUGUGCAUUUGAUGCUGGAAUGUGUAUUCACUUUCAUACAAAUAGGUGGAGUCCAGGAAUGUAUUCUGUGUAUUGAGACAGUUUGCUCUUGACAGAUUCUAAUGAAGAUUAUUGUAGAGCAGGUGUACCACUUAAUGAUGGGUGCUAUGGAAUGAACGGUUUUGAGUGAGGCUCAGUGACAUUCGCAGGCCUUCCAAUGACAAACCACAGAAGAUUUUGCCAAAUAAAGAAUUGUCAUACCAGGAAGAUGAUGAAGCAAACUCAUUUUUUGUUCCCUGCCCACCACCUCCCCAAGCCCUGCUUUGGAGGUCAAUGUUAUUAUAAUUUUAUUGAUAUACAUGUUUACACGUGAACCAUCAAGAUCCGAGGUCCAACCUACUUUAUGGGAUGAAUCUAUGGUCUGUAUUCUGAUAAUCGUUUUGGCUGAUGCAGUGGCUUGCCGUGCUGUAAACAUGCUGGAGAGAGUGGAAUGACAUCCUUGUCUCGUGCCACAGUGCAGUGUGAAAACAUUGUGAAAUAAGACCAUUAGUGAAUAUGGAGUUAUACAGAUUUGAAUGAGUGACUCUUCAAAACCAAACUUCUUCAAUAUAGCAAAAAAGUUUCAGUUAAAUCUGUCAGAUGCUUUUUUUUUUGGCAUCCAGUGAUGCCAUGACUGUAUUCAGCUUGUUUAUUUUGGAUAUACUCAUUCGAAUGAAUAGGCGGUGUAUGUUAUUUGGGGAGUGUUUGCCAUUGAUGAAGCCUUUUUGGUCUGGGUGAACUUGAUGUGCAAUUAUUGAUUCCAUUCUGUUGACUAGUACUUUACUGAUGAUUUUAAUGUCAUUAUUAAUCAAACUUAUGGGGCAGUAAUCGGAUUGGAUCCUUAUUAUCUUGAGAAAAACUGAAAUUCAGCAGUAUUCAUAUGUGGUGGAAUGGCUGUGGAUUUUUUUUAUUUCAGCAGUAUUUCGGUGUAUCUUUCCAAAGUGAUGAGUUGAACCGCCACCUAGUGGGGGGGUUUGAGUUUGGUUUCAUUCAUUAGAUUGCAACAAUGGCCUAUGGCCCGAUAUGGUUAUAGGAGGAAAUGUUUUUUUUGUUUUUUUAUCACCAAUUGUCGCCAAUGCCUAGGUCAAUUAUGCGUUCUUUGAAAGUAUCUGAAGAAUGCCAUGACCUGUGAUUGUUUCCAAUAUUUGAUCAGCUGAGGUUUGGAUUAAUAUCUCAAAACUGCAAAUGAACAAUGGAUGAUUUUAAAACAUGAAAAAGUAGGAUUGAACAUUAUGUUUUCCACACACAAUUCCUUGAAGGGUCAUGAAUAGCCGGAGAUUGUGAUGUUUUGUUUGUGCCUUCUACAAAUCUGAUCUUGGGAGGAAUAAAUCACCCCUCUUUUAUUUGCAUUUGAUGAUGGAAUGUGUAUUCAAUUUUAUACAAAUGGGUGGAGUCCAGGUAUUUAUUCUGUAUAUUGAGAUGGUUUGCUUAGUCUUUGCAGAUUGUAAUGAAUGGUGGUUGUAGACCAGGUAUUUCACAGAAUGAAGGUGGUAUGGAAUUAAUUGUUUUGAGUGAGGCUCACUGACAUUUGUAUGCCUUCUAAUGACAAACCACAAAAAGGUUUUGCCAAAUAAGGAAUUAUUGUACAAGGAUGAUGAAAUAAACUCAUUUUUUCAGACCAGAA